GCCAGCUGUUUUGGCGGGAAAACUGAAUGAAUCAAACGUUUCCACGUUAUUUUCACUGUAAGGAGGCGGUUGAGGUCAGUUAUGAACCAAAACACUGAGCGGAAACGUCCACCGCCCUUGAAAGUGCUGUCCGGUCAGCUGAGGACCGCAGAGAACCGGGGAACGACAGACGGCGGGGAUGGGUGUGUUAUUAAGCUGAAAAAAGGUCGCACUUUGCAGGCGUCGCUGGUGUGGAUGCAGGGGACGGUGCUGGAGGUUCAUCUGGACAGAAACACCGUACUGCUGAUUGAUGAGACAGGGACGUUUGCCGUUCAGGGUGUCAACAAUAUCCCCAGAGGCAAACCAUGUCUGUCCCAAGGUAAGGAAGACAGAUCACCUGAUCCAUUACAUAUCUGAUGUUCACAGCUCUGGUGCAACACAAACAUAACUGCAACUGCAGUAAAUGCAUAACUGCAUAAAUGCAACAUAAAAUGAGACCAUUAGGAACCAAACAAAAACAUAAAAUGGUUAAAAAAGAGAAUGCAUUUAAAAGGGUGGUUAAAAGUGGAAAACAGGAUAGUAAAAAUAAAAGACAAGAUCAAUAAUGAUAAUAAAAUAAUAAGUAAUAGUGAUAAUAAUAGUAAUGUAAUAAAACAGAGCAACAGAAAUGGGCAAAAGAAUAAACAAUCAAUGGCCUAAAACACAGGUGUUAAACUCAAGGCUUGGGGGCCAAAUCUGGCCCGUGGAACAAUUAUAUCUGGCCCACAAGAUCAUAUUAUAUUUGUUUUAUUAUUAUUGGCCCACCAGUAUGAAGUUUGCAGAUUUCCUCCAGUAUAUAGUGUAUAGUGUAAUAACUUUUUCCUCCGGUGUAAUAAUAUAAUCUUUAGCACCAUUAUUAAAAAUGCUCUAAAUUAGCCACAAAAAUCUUGGAAAUUAAAGAGCAAGGAAGAUUUGAUAAAUAGUCAAGAAUGUGGUGGAAAAAAUAUUUGAUGUUUUAUUUCAUGUUUUAAAUUUUGUAUUUCAAGAUUACAAGUCAAAUAUGAUUGGAUUUUUUAUUUCAUGCUUUGAUUUUGUUCAACUCAGUAUUUAGACUUGUCAUUUUUAUACUUUAGUUUCCAAUUUUAAAUCUUAAGUCAUAUUUUGACCUUGUAUACCUGAUUUCAACAUUCUCUUCAUGCAUUUGCUCUUUCAAAGCAUUAUUUCUCUAUUUUUAACAUCAUGCUCUGAUCUUUUGAACCAAUAAAUAAAAUAGAAUAAAAAAUAAAAAUGAAAAAAAUGUUUCUAUCUCAGAUUGCCAUUAAACGUAUCUUUUUUGGAUUUCAAAAUGAUUUAUAAGCAUUGCUGUUUUUGUUUUGCAUAUUUUUUGAAAAAGAGGUUGACAGUUUUGGUGAAAUGUUGACCCUGUUUGCCCCUCAGGUUAGACCUAAAUCCAGAUUAUGGCCCUUGCUGUAGUUGAGUUUGACACCCCUGACCUAAAAGGUUAAUUAACUAAAGAGUAUAAGUAUAACAAAAGCUAAAAAUACAGUAAAGCUGAAAUAAGAUAGAGGUAAAAGAGGUAAGAGAUGGCAGGUAAAAGACAAAAGACGGCAUCAAGUAAAAGCAAGUCCGUAAAAAGUGAGUUUUUAAAUUACUUAAAAGAAGUGACUGUCUCUGCACGCCUCAUCUCCUAUGGCAAGUCGUUCCAAACUUAAGGAGCUCUGACGGUAAAAGCUUUAUCACCUUUGGUUUUGAGGCUCGACUUUGGAUCUCACCAUCUUUGUUCUCUUGAUUGAAUCUAUUGCGGCUGGAGAGGAAUUUACCAUCCACUGCUUCCUUUUACAGGUAAAUAUGUCAUGGUGAUGGGUGUCAUCCUCGCCCUCUCCCCUGAGCCGGUCGUCCGUGCUGUGAAGAUGGCAGACCUCUCAGAGCUCGCUGCUGUUCACAGACGGAUGUGGAAGCUGGAGGUGGAAGAGCUGCAGCAACUGUUGGCCUGAAUGUAGAGGGAGCAUGCUGCUGCUGCUGCUUUAAUGUGUGUCUGUCUGAGUGUGAGGUACAAAACUGAUUGUUCUUAAAGUAAACCUCCAUGAACUGAACAGAGAAGUCGCCUCGAGGGAUCGUCUGUGGGAGUAUUAAUACGAGCGUAACAAAGACUUUUGUUUAUUUAUGAAAAUGACUGUAUGCUCCGCUUUGCCCCGAACUGUCUAGGGAGAGUCUUUCAGAAUAAAAGUGAAGUUGAAGGGUCCAGUAAAAUCGUUAACACAUAUUUAUCUAUCUGUGAUCUUUCCUGACAUCUGCCCUAGUUUACUCUUUCCAUCAUUGAGUUGCUGGUGCUUGAGAAGAAAAGUACCAACUCUCAUCAAAACAUCCAUUUAGAGAUGAUGGUUCAAAGGGUGAUUUUAAAAACAAGUGAGAUUUUUAAACACUUUCAGCUCUUUUUAAACUACGUUAAUGUAUACAGCAUUAAAACUGGCAAUUUGGUAUGAUGUUGAAAGUGUUUUUUAAUGGACAACUUAUUGGCAACUAAACAGCGAUUAUUAGGGCCGGGUUCAUUUUUGCUUUUGAAAUGGGUGCAAUGUAACUCUUGUCUUUAAUAUUUUGAUGGUACAAACCUGAACUCAUGACAAUUUUUACCUUUAAUAAGAUACACUAGACAUGGAAAUCAGUGCCAAUAACUAUAAUAAAAAUAGUCUAGCUGA
Molecule: messenger RNA, 2654 nt
Organism: Xyrichtys novacula (pearly razorfish)
Lineage: Eukaryota; Metazoa; Chordata; Actinopteri; Labriformes; Labridae
Source: the annotation of a GenBank genome assembly